UUGUUUGAACUUAGAAGUGUCGCCUUUCAUUACACGAAUGAUCACUUCUCAGGCGCUUCCCAGUCAUUCUUCCUUUUCGCCACGGCUUUUCCCAUAUUUAUUCUUGGUCUUGGCGUUGUGGGCUACGACAUAUACACUAAUGAGGAACGGGACCGGUUUCAUUUUGUACAACGACUUGUCCGUGACAUAGACGAGGUAGGCAUAUUUGUCGUUGUUCCUGCCACCGCGGCGGUCCUGGUAAUUCUAACACUGUUGCGAUUGCAUCAGUUACGAAUUAUGAGAAUCUAUCAAAACAGGAAAAGCGCUGAUGAUUAUUUGGCAGUCGGUUCAAGGAAUGUUGUUCAAAAACACCAGGUUUGUUCAUACGCUCUAUUUCGAAAAUGUAUUAAUAGUGAAUUGAAAAGAGAUUUUAGUAAUCAUGAAAGCAGUUUCUCUACCAGGCUGUAA
Messenger RNA from Haemonchus placei, 447 nucleotides. Lineage: Eukaryota; Metazoa; Nematoda; Chromadorea; Rhabditida; Trichostrongylidae. The record is from the annotation of a GenBank genome assembly.